Molecule: messenger RNA, 1906 nt
Organism: Stegostoma tigrinum
Lineage: Eukaryota; Metazoa; Chordata; Chondrichthyes; Orectolobiformes; Stegostomatidae
Gene: cisd1
Product: CDGSH iron sulfur domain 1
Exons: 4
Coding region: 183-500 (105 amino acids)
Biological process (GO): regulation of autophagy
Cellular component (GO): mitochondrial outer membrane; intracellular membrane-bounded organelle
Molecular function (GO): 2 iron, 2 sulfur cluster binding
Source: RefSeq, a predicted model, not a curated record
GGCGUGCCGUCCCGGAGUCUGCGCACCGCUGGCGUGACGUCCCGUGCCGGUUCCUUCCAUUCCUCCCUCCCCUCGUGUUCCUUGCCCUCUGUAACGGGACGCCCUCGAUGGUGUGAUUGUAGGACGGCGAUACUGGUUCCGUUGUCCCUGAGGCCGGGAGAGGAGCGUGACCAGCCGGAGUGAUGGGGAGCUACCCGAAUGUAAAAGAAUGGGUUGCAGCAAUUUCACUGACAUUUGGAGCAGCUGCUGUUGGUUACCUCGCCUACAGAUCUUUAUAUUCCAAAGACAAGUGCCGCAAAUCAUUGGUUAAUCUAGACAUCCAGAAGGAUACCCCUAAAGUCGUGCAUGCAUUUGAUGUUGAAGACCUAGGAGAUAAAGCAGUGUAUUGUAGAUGCUGGAGAUCUAAACAGUUCCCAAUGUGUGAUGGUUCUCACACCAAACACAAUGAAGAAACUGGAGACAAUGUAGGGCCAUUGAUAAUCAAAAAAAGAGAAGUCUGAUCUUGGAUUUCGAUGACCAUGGAAAAAUAACUGCUGCUCUAAGACCGAAUAACUCAAAUGUGCCCAAUGUCUCAAACCACAGACUAGUUACGAUUUAAACUCUUUCACGCUAUCUGCUUCUCCAGUCGACCCAUUGCACGUAUUCAACACCAUCCUUUUUUAAAAGUAUAUAAAUAAAACCCAUCCAAUACCCUUCUUCAAAAUAAGCCCUGUCUUUAGGAUGGAGAGAUGAACAGUUUUGAAAUCAUCUUUCAGAAUUCAAACCAUUUAACAACAUUUCCUUUGUGCAUUUUCUUCAGAGCAAAUACUCUUGUUGCUCUUUGCUUAAUUACUUUAAGCCAUGAAUCAGUUUGAUCACUUUUUUCCUCCAGUGUAUUUGAAUGCAAGUAAUUUAUACAGCUACAAUUCUUUAUUUACUUGAACCAGUAAAACAUGCGUGUUUUAGAAUGUACUUGAGUACUUGCUUAUCUGGAAAUGGGAAAUAGCAGGGCAAUUUGAAACAAGUAUGCUUGGUAAUUUGUAAAACAGUGUUUUUGUAUGUGCUCAUAAAUGUAGCAACUGGAUAAAUGUAGAAAGUUUUUUUUGUACCAUGUAAAUACUUUUAGGUAAGAAGUCAAUUCUCAGUCAACUUCCAGUUUGGAAGAUUAUAAACUGGCCUUAUGGCAGAGGGAAGUCGUAACUCUGAUUACUUUGCUCUUGAAGAUCUUUUCAUUCACUAAAGAAGUAUGUAUUUCCAUGUUUGAAAGAAUGGUAGUCUGAAUGAGCACAGUUUACAAAAAUGCAGUCUUCUAUUUAAGACUGGAAUGAAGAAAAUCUUUUUCUGUUAUGAAUCUCUGUCUUCACUGCACUCUGGAGGAAGAGAGUUUCAGAGUCAUUGAAUGUUUUUAAGGCAAAAGUGAAUAGGUUUUUGAUUAAUGGGGAAGUUAAAGGUAAUUGGGAAUAAGUGAGAAUAUGGAGCUGAGGCUCUAUGGGAUAAUCUCAUUGAAUGGCAGAGCAGUCUCAAAGGGCUGAACAGUCUCCUCAUUCAUGUAUCCUUAUCAAUACUCAUGCUUUUAAUUUCCCUGCAUCAUUAACUAUCUUGAUCGUUCUGCUCAUCACUGUUUUAGGACACAAAUCCAUACACUAGUCUCAAACAACUUUGCUCAUACUGUGUGAGCACUGAUUUUUCUUUGCUUUAUUUAUUUCUCAGUUUAGAUUUGUAACUACUGUCAAUGUAAACUUCCAUGGCAAAGAAAGUCAAAUUCCUUUUGAGGGCAACUGGGUAGUCUAGUGGUUUUACAAUCCAGAGAAAUGAAGUGAGAUGCUCUGUUAUCACUUUUUUUAAAAAAUUCAACUGAAACUCAAAUUGAAGAGCCUGGUAAUAUGGGUUUAGGUUAUCAGAGAUAAUGGGAACUGCAGAUGCUGGA